AGGAAACGGCGCUGCUCUCCCCUGCUCCCCGGCCCGGGCCCCGCGCCUGCCUUAGCAGCCUCCGGCCACAGGGCGCCGCCGCUGCCUGCUCCGAGCCGCGGAAGGUCCCGGCGGCGGGGGCGCAGAGCCCGGAGCGGAGGCAGGGUGGACAGGUGGGGACACGCGCCCCGAGCUAGGAUGGCCGAGCAGAACUGCCCUGCGCCCUCCUCCUGCGACUGCUUCGUCGCUCUGCCUCCAGCCACCGCCUCCCGGGCCGUGAUCUUCGGCAAAAAUUCAGACCGGCCUAGAGAUGAAGUCCAGGAAGUCGUCUAUCUCCCUGCUGCAACCUAUGCCAGGGGGGCAAAGCUCAAGUGCACGUACAUAGAGGUUGAGCAGGCAGAGAGGACCCACGCGGUGAUCCUGAGCCGCCCGGCCUGGCUGUGGGGCGCCGAGAUGGGAGCCAAUGAGCAUGGCGUCUGCAUUGGGAACGAAGGGGUGUGGACCAAGGAGCCUGUUGGGGAGGCGGAGGCCCUGCUGGGCAUGGAUUUGGUCAGGCUGGGUUUGGAGAGAGGCAGGUCGGCUCAUGAAGCCCUGCAGGCCAUCACGGCUUUGCUGGAGCGCUACGGGCAGGGCGGCAGCUGCAAGGAGGAGCCGACCCCUUUCGUUUAUCACAACACCUUCCUGCUGGCGGACCGGACCGAAGCCUGGGUGCUGGAGACCGCCGGCCGAUACUGGGCAGCCCAGAGGAUCCGAGAAGGGACCCGGAAUAUCUCCAACCAGCUGAGCAUCGGCACAGACAUCACCGCCGAGCACGCAGGGCUGAGACGCCACGCCCAGAGCCAGGGCUGGUGGAGCGGGGACGGGGAGUUCAACUUCACCAAGGUCUUCUCUCUGACCCACCAGCCCGUGCGGAUGGAGGCGGCCAAGGCCCGGUACUGCGCUGGCAAGGAGCUGCUGCAGCAGCACGCAGGCCGCAUCACGGCGGAGACCAUCAUGGACGUCCUGCGGGACAAGGCCAGUGGGAUCUGCGUGGACUCAGAGGGCUUCCGCACCACGGGGAGCAUGGUGUCCGUCCUCCCCCAGGACCCCGCCUUGCCCUGCGUGCAUUUCUUCACAGCCACGCCCGACCCCUCCAGGUCUGUAUUCAAGCCCUUCGUCUUCGUCGCCAACGUGACUCCGGUCCUAAAGGCGAUGUCGCCGAGCUUCGGUGACAAGGACCCCGUCCAGAAGGUCCCUCGAUUCCAGAGCAGAGUUGAUCGGAGACACGAGCUCUACCGGGCACAUCAGGCAGCACUGGAUCUCAUGGAGACUAGCCAGGAGCAGGGCCAGAAGCUCCAGCAGACCAUGCAGGAUCUGGAGAGGCAGGGCCUUGAGGCCAUGAAGGAAAUGCUGGCCAGUGGUAUCACCCUUGACCCAGAGGAGCUGGCUGACCUCUUGUUUGACUGUGUGGACACAGAAAUCAAGUUCUACAAAUAAGCCCGAGGCAGCUUGGAGCAGUUCAAAGGAACAGGAGAACCUUAAUUCCCACUGCUGCUGCCGCCCUGUCUGCUCCGAUCCUGAUUCCUAACCUCACAUCCGACUGCUGCCGUUCUCUCCGGCUGCGUGAACUGGACUGGAAGUGGCUUUGCGCCACUGGGAUUAUUGCUCUGGCAUGGUGCCCUCUCUGGCCCCUCCGCCUGGCAUUACCCAGCCUGUAGCUGUGGACAGCCCUCCCCGGGAAUGGGUGGGCGCCUGCUACUCCUUUUCUUGCACAAAUUGUCACUCUCAUGAAGAGUCCAGAGCUUCAGCGGCUUGAACAGGCCUGAGCUGUCCUGAGCCAGGCUCCGUGGGACUGGGAAGGGGAGAGCCUCAGCUAGCUAGAUGGAGCUGAAUUUGGUAGCUGGGUUACCAGGGCCCACCUUGCUUCUUCCUAAGAGGAAACACUGCCUAAUGGUUAGAGCACAGGACAGCUGGGUUCUCUCAGACUCACCUAGGGACCUCGUUUGAGACACUUUCCCCUUCCAUAGCAGGGGGAUGAUUCCCACCUACGUGUCCUGUACAGAGCUGGGAUGCUGUGCAGGGCUAACCCCACCCUCGCCAGGGAGCACAGGACAGAAGCCCACAGGCAGACAGACUGAGGUGGAAUAAAGAGGUUUUACAUUUCA
Mauremys reevesii (Reeves's turtle) is the source of this 2123-nucleotide messenger RNA. It is a transcript of the gene SCRN2, whose product is annotated as secernin 2. Bases 178 to 1455 code for a protein of 425 amino acids. Gene Ontology annotation, molecular function: dipeptidase activity; cysteine-type exopeptidase activity. Gene Ontology annotation, biological process: proteolysis. The record is from RefSeq and is a predicted model, not a curated record. The transcript has 9 exons. Lineage: Eukaryota; Metazoa; Chordata; Testudines; Geoemydidae.